This is a messenger RNA of Microtus oregoni (creeping vole), 1347 nucleotides long. RefSeq names its product protein phosphatase 1 regulatory inhibitor subunit 1A (gene Ppp1r1a). The transcript is spliced from 7 exons. The record is from RefSeq and is a predicted model, not a curated record. Bases 165 to 680 code for a protein of 171 amino acids. Gene Ontology annotation, molecular function: protein phosphatase inhibitor activity. Gene Ontology annotation, cellular component: cytoplasm. Gene Ontology annotation, biological process: intracellular signal transduction. NCBI's taxonomy places the organism in Eukaryota, Metazoa, Chordata, Mammalia, Rodentia, Cricetidae.
GUGCGGAGCCAAUCCGCAGCAGCACAGUCCCCGGGCCGAGUGGGGCGCGCCGAGCCGGGAGCUGCGAGCCGAGCCUAGCGCCCGGCUAGGGCCGGGGCUGGAGCGCAGCGGAGAGGGAGUCCCGAGUUCCCAGCCCGAGUCCCGCCGCCGCGGUGCCCCACGCCAUGGAGCCGGAUAACAGCCCACGGAAGAUCCAGUUCACCGUGCCGCUGCUGGAGCCGCACCUGGACCCCGAGGCGGCCGAACAGAUCCGGAGGCGCCGCCCCACCCCUGCAGCCCUUGUGCUGACCAGUGACCAGUCAUCCCCAGAGAUAGAUGAAGACAGGAUCCCCAACCCACUUCUCAAGUCCACUUUGUCAAUGUCUCCACGGCAACGGAAGAAGAUGACAAGGACCACACCCACCAUGAAAGGCCCCCAAGAGCUCCAGACGAUGGUUGAGCAUCACCUAGGGCAACAGAAGCAAGGAGAGGAACCUGAGGAAGCUGCUGAGAGCACAGGGACCCAGGAGUCCUGCCCACUUGAGAUCCCAGACACAGGCUCAGCGUCAAGGUCGGGUACUCCUGGGAUAGCACAAAAGCCUGCAGCAUCCACCCCCAAGAUUCAGGAGCAGUGUGGUGUGCAGCCCAGCACAAAGGACCCCUUGCCACCAGCGGAUUCCCAGGGAGCCAGCUUGGUCUGAAAGGAGUUGGCAUCCCGGAAUCGCCACUGCGGUGUGGAAACUCAUGGACACUGGAUGUUCCUUAAUCUCUUGUUUUUAAAAGUGAUAAAUUUGGUGUUAGGUCGUUGGUGCUCUUUUUUCCAGCCUGGGGAUUCCUUCCUUCCUUAGCUCUUGUCUGCACUCCACAGCCCCCGCUCUCAGGACUAACUAGGGGAGGAAAUAGGAAAACUGACAGAAGCCUAGAUUUUAUGUUCAUAAAGAGAAAUGGGAGUCUGGAAGUCAAAGAGCACCUCAGUGCUUUCUUUCCUUACUGAGGAAAGCUCUGCCCACACAGAAGGGUUGCACUCUGGGAGACUGCAGGUCUGAAACAGAAGCCCUGACAAGCUGGGCGCCCUGCGCUGUGUCUCCCUCUGCUGGACAUAAGUAGGAAGUGCACCUUGUCUCUAGACCCUGAGAAGAAAGUAUUUGGAAUUAUCUGGCCUCCAUCCAAUUCUGUGGCCACUAUUCCUUAUUCCAACCUGAUAGGAAAGACUGUCUGAGAACUCAAGUGUCUAGAAACCCAAUGGGCCACCUCUUGUCCUUCAUCCUGAGGCCAGGGUAAGACUAAUACCGUGCACAGGUGGAGAAAUGGCUUCUGAUCCCAGUCAGGCUUCUCAUGAUGCUGAUUCUGCUUUUCCCAAAAAAAUUA